Molecule: messenger RNA, 1703 nt
Organism: Pyricularia oryzae 70-15
Lineage: Eukaryota; Fungi; Ascomycota; Sordariomycetes; Magnaporthales; Pyriculariaceae
Exons: 1
Coding region: 595-1626 (343 amino acids)
Molecular function (GO): hydrolase activity
Source: RefSeq, a predicted model, not a curated record
UGUGUCGAUUCCGUUUUGUGGACAGCUCCAGGAACACUGGAUUUAUAACUACCUUCAAGGCUGUGAACGAUAAGCAAUGCUCUAAGCAGAGCAAUAUCUCCCGAUCAUAUCCUCAAGCGAGGCAAAAACCUUUACAAGAACACAUCUGCCUGCUCCUUGAGCUAUGGAUAUAUUCUUGUCACUUCACAUUCUACUUGCACCAAGCGUUCAGAUUCAAGGGUCCUUACUGUCCGGCUAAUGAUUAUCGUCCGUUUUUGCUUUUCAACAAAGCUUAGUGUUAAGGUGCGUUCAUCUAGCUAGCAUUCUACUUGCCCAUUCCGUACAAGGCAACAUUCGGCAUACUCUCAUCCCAUCCGGGGGCUGCAAUCAUAUACAGCUUUAUAUGCGGGGCUCCGGCUGAAUUGAUUCAACCGCAGGUCAAAAACUGAGCCGGCAGUUUUUUUUUUAAAAACCAAGUCUUAGAACAUAAUGCAUCCGCAGCUUUCUUAUUGAUCUUGGUGAACUACUUCCAGUUGAUGGAUUAUCGUAUUGACAACCGUGCAGUCUAUCCAUAUUCUGCUGGAACAGCUCCCCUCAACCUAUCAAGUGUCGCAGAUGGCGACUCGACAGGUUCCCGACUCCCUGAUCCUCAAGACCGCACCUCAAUUGGACCCCGCAUGGGUAGCCUACGAGCAGUCGGAUACACCGUUCACCCCGCCAGACGACAUACUUGAGCGGCAGAAAUGGUACGCCGAGCGCUGCCGCUCCAGGCAUGCCAGUAUCAUUUCCCCGGGCAUGCCAGACCACCACCUGACGCAGGACGUGGCGACUCGGUGGCUCGAGGUGCCGACCUCUAACUCAGACGAGGAUCACAAGAUCCCCAUCCUCCAGUACACGUCGCCACGUUCCACCGCAGCUCCAAAGACGGUCGUGGUCUACUACCACGGCGGAGGGCUGUUUGUCGGCGAGGCCGACAGCGAGGACCUCUCGUGCCGCAAGCUCGCCAAGAGCCCCUGUGUCGACGUUGUCUACUCGGUGGGCUACCGGCUCAUGCCCACACACCCAGCCAGCGUGUGUGUCUCGGACGCACUCGACGCCUUUCGCCACGUCGCCGGGGAUCUGCACCGUGACGCGCGCGUUUUGGUGGUGGGCAGCUCCAGCGGCGGCGAGCUGGCGGCGCUCGUGGCGCAGGCCGCUGCCGUCUCGGCCUCGCGGGAUGGCGCGCUGCUGCAGGGCGUGCUGCUCCGCGGGCCGGUGACCUCGGAUGCCUUCACGGGGCUGGACCCUUAUGUUCCCGAGUCGGUGCGGCACAUGCACACGAGCGUCGACGAGCCGUCUUUUGCCAACUCGAUGCUACGGCCCUGGAAGAGGGCGGUGCCGAGGGAUGGGUUGCCGCUCAUGCCGCUCGAGGCCGGGGACGAGGUGCUCCGCGCCAUGCCCAGGACGUGGGUGCAGGUUUGCACCAACGACGUGCUCUACUCGGACGGGGUGUGCUAUGCUCGGAGGUUGGAUGACUGUGGGGUCGACGUCAGGGUCGACGUCGUGGUGGGUUGGCCUCAUACGUUUUGGCUCAAGGCGCCCGAGUUGGAGAGGGCGAGGAAGGCGGACGACGAGAUGCUGGAGGCGCUGGCUUGGGUUUGUCAGUAAGCAGACAGCAUACGUUAGUACCUUGCCAUUUUUUUUAAUACAAAGCUACAUGAAUUAUGAGAUGAUGCAAGGGUCCA